UUUUUCCAAAAAAAUUUUAGCCUGCCGUUCGUCUACAGCGUGACCAACAUGGCCCUAAAAGAGUUCGACAAAGGCCCGCCCAGGGGUUCUGAUGAUGACUGCAGCAAACCAGAUGAAUGUAGAGGUCUUGGAGAAUGCAUGAAUCAGACAUUUCUUGAAGUCUCGUGGAGCAGAAUUACGCCGCAAGUAUAUGCUUUUACACAUCUAGUUGGGGAAGUGGCAGAGCAAGGCUUGAAGGAUUCCAGCACCUCCAUGACGAACUUCAGCCUGACAAUAGAUUCUUCGAGCACGUUCACGAUGAACUUCAAGGAGGAAAAGACACACAACGCUAAGGAUAAUGCUGUUUGCGUUAAAAAGGACACUCCUAUCGUAAAACCCGAGACUUGGACGAUCACGAAUGAUGGGGAGUUCAAGGACAAAGGACUACUCGUCUUCAGCCUGCUUCCACAAAACGCAACUUUUGAGUACGUUGGUGGUCAACGCAAAGGACAUCCAGACGGACCUCGUUGUGAACUCUUCGUUAAAUUUGUGAGAUGUGAACGACUACAAGCUACUCCUUGUCAGCUCUUCAACAACAACGCCACCGACUACUUCGACGACCACAGAAGCUCCAUCAACGGAAACAUCAGAGCCGCCUGA
Meloidogyne enterolobii is the source of this 639-nucleotide messenger RNA. NCBI's taxonomy places the organism in Eukaryota, Metazoa, Nematoda, Chromadorea, Rhabditida, Meloidogynidae. The record is from the annotation of a GenBank genome assembly.